This is a messenger RNA of Penicillium griseofulvum, 1299 nucleotides long. RefSeq names its product initiator tRNA phosphoribosyl transferase family protein. The transcript has 5 exons. The record is from RefSeq and is a predicted model, not a curated record. Gene Ontology annotation, biological process: charged-tRNA amino acid modification. Gene Ontology annotation, cellular component: cytoplasm. NCBI's taxonomy places the organism in Eukaryota, Fungi, Ascomycota, Eurotiomycetes, Eurotiales, Aspergillaceae. The coding region runs from base 1 to 1299 and encodes 432 amino acids. Gene Ontology annotation, molecular function: tRNA adenosine(64)-2'-O-ribosylphosphate transferase activity.
AUGGGGUCCUCCGAUACUUUCCCGACCCUAGAGUCCCUUCAUUUCCCGGAGCAGCUGUCAAUUUCCCAGACACUUUCGUCUCUGCGUCGAUCGGCACUGUCCGUCGCCAAUCGGCUACAGUCUAUUGAGACAGAUGCUACCUUUGCACAAGAGGUAGCCGACCAUUAUGGCUUACCGCUGGUUGCCAAUGAACGCUGCGGAAGCUGGUAUAUCCCGCCGACGGCCAAAGCUGGCAGUGCUUAUUUCAAAAGCACCGAUGGCCACACCGGGAUCAUGGGGGAGCGCUCUAUUAACCAGUCCCUAGUGAUGCCAGAUGCAUUAUCAAAAACCGUCCCAAUCUGGAGCGCCGUUCUAAACAGAGCCCUGUUCCCAUCCGCAACUGCAUACCACCCAGUCCGCCUUCCACCCAAUUACUUGGGCGCAUCGGAAGAAGCGCAGAUCGAGAAUCGAAUCGAAGGAUUCGUGCAUUCUCUAAAGAGCCUAAAGCUCGAUCUGGAUAAUCUGCGAGAGCAACUCGGCAAGCCCAUCGAGAUCGCCUGGGCCAACAGGACAUAUUUCCACCCGGCAGAUCUGCACACGAGUGAUGAGUAUAAUCUACUCGUACUAUGCUCCGCUUCUAGGCGCGUGCAUGGCGCCGAAAUGUCCGAGGGCGGAUACAUCCAAGGCGCGGGCGAUGAUAGCGAGGCGUGGGCGCAUGGGCUGACGCCGCCUGUUUUCUGGGCUAAUCAGGCUAUUUUGAAGAAUACACCCGAAGACGAAUUGCCGGAGCUAAUUGACCGACUGGUGGCUGAGCAUAAACUGCUAGAUGUGGCUCAGGACGCGACGCUGAUCUCUCCUACGCGCAAUUUGUACAUUGGCUCCACGGGUGAGGGCGUCAGUGCUGAGAAUCGGUAUGAUCUUGUCAUUGACUGUAAUGGGAGUGCUGCGGCUGGGGAGGGCAACGCAAAGCGGCUUAAUUUGAGAUGUGAUUCUGGGAAACUGGGAAGUCGGGAUCUACGGAAAUGCCUGGAUAAGGUGCGUGACUUUAUCGGCGCCCGUCUUGGGGCGGAUCCGACGCUGUCGGUGCUGGUUACCUGCGAGAAUGGGAAAGAUCUCUCGGCAGGGACGCUUCUGGCGAUCAUUUGUCUGUUUUAUAACGGCGAGGGUGGCUUCGAUGCCUCACUGAGCAAGCGCGCGAUCAGCAAGCAGUUUAUUCGACAGCGUCUAGCCUGGCUCGUGUCGUCAAAACAUGACGUGAACCCGUCUCGCGCCACGCUUCAAUCUGUCAAUGCUUUCCUGAUGCAGCCGCCGGAUUAUUGA